Messenger RNA from Dictyostelium discoideum AX4, 9555 nucleotides. It is a transcript of the gene pats1, whose product is annotated as leucine-rich repeat-containing protein. Gene Ontology annotation, cellular component: cytosol. The transcript is spliced from 3 exons. Gene Ontology annotation, biological process: regulation of developmental process. Gene Ontology annotation, molecular function: ATP binding; protein serine kinase activity; protein serine/threonine kinase activity. The coding region runs from base 1 to 9555 and encodes 3184 amino acids. Lineage: Eukaryota; Evosea; Eumycetozoa; Dictyosteliales; Dictyosteliaceae. The record is from RefSeq and is a predicted model, not a curated record.
AUGGAAAUUUUAAAUCUUUCUAUAGAGUUUCACAUACCAGAUGGAAAUACAUUAAAAAAGAUGGUUAGAGUUGAUAAUACAACAAAAAUUGGAGAGAUGUCACGUUUAUUACUUGAUAAAUUUGGUAGAUCAGAUUUUGACCCAUCCCAAUUUCAAUUAAUUGUCCCUCAAAAAACAGCAACAAUCUCAUUUCAUGUUUUAUCAGAUUUAAAUAAAUCAUUAUCUUCAUAUAAUAUAAAAAAUAAUGAUGAAUUAAUUUUUAAAAAGAGACAAAAAAAAACAAACCCAGGUAAUGCAAAAUUAGUAUCAAAAAAGAAACCAGAAAGUAUAUUUAAAACUUUAUUUUCAAUGUCAACUUUAGAAAUGAAAUUGGGUGAAGAUAAAUCAGCACCAGAAAUUUCAGAAGUUGAAAAUCAAAUCGAUGAUUUAGGUAUAUUAUUUAAAGCAUUGGAAAUUUUAACAAAUAGUUUUAAUCAAAAUAAAGAUAUAGAAGACAUAGUAUCAUCAUUUCAAUAUGUUGGUAAUGAAUCAGAAAUAGCGGAUUUAGUAAAGAUUGUUUUAUCAAAUAAUGACGGACUUAGUAGUAAUAGCAAUAAUAAUAGUAGUAGUAAUAUUGGUAGUAUGUUAAAUAGUGGUGGUGGAGGUAGUGGUAGUAAUUUAGGUUUAGGUUUAUCAAGUGGUACAGGUGGAAGUUUUAAUGGUAAUAGUAGUGGUAGUAGUAGCAGUAGUAGUUAUUAUUAUAACAAUAACAACAAUAAUAAUAAUAUUGAAUUAACAGCACAACAAAAGAAUCCAAAAGUUUUAUGUAGUUUUAUAUUACAUUUAUUACAAAUUAUAUUUUCCCAAACCUCACUUACUUAUUCAUUGUAUAUUACCUAUUUAAAAACAAAUAAUAAUAAUAAUAAUAAUAACAACAACAACUCAUCAUCACCAUCAAAUACCGAUUUAUCAAGAUCAACUUAUUUUUAUGAUAUUCCAGUAAAAAGUAGAAUCAUAUUAAAACAUAUCAUGUUGUUUUUAUAUAAUUUAACCCAAAGAGAUGCAUCAUUACUUGAUUCACUUUCAAAUAUAAUCGGUCCAUUCAUUUUGGGAAAUGUACUAUUAGACCCACCACCACCACCACCAUCAAAUUCAUCACCACCAAUUUCAAAAUCAACAUCAAAUAAUAAUUUAAACGUAUCAAAUUAUCAUAAUAAUAAUAAUAAUAAUAAUAAUAGUAAUAGUAAUUUAUCAAAUUCUGGAAAUGGAGAUGAAAGUCCAGAUUUUCAGUCACAAAAUUUAGUUAAAAGUUAUAAUAGAGAAAAUAGUGGUAAUUCUUUAAAUUCAAUGUUACAUCAAACAUCAUUACCAAAUAAUAAUAAUAGUAAUGUUGUUAAUAAUAAUAAUAAUAAUAAUAAUAAUAAUAAUAAUAAUAAUAAUAAUAAUAAUAAUAAUAAUAAUAAUAAUAAUAAUAAUAAUAAUAAUAAUAAUAAUAUCAAUAAUAAUAGUACUAGUAGUAAUAAUAAUAAUAAUAAUAAUAGUAAUAAUAAUAAUUCACAAAUACCACCAUUAAUUCAAGUUAGACAACCAAGUAGCGAUUUUACAACCACUUCAAGUGGUAAUCUUAGAUCAUUAAGUAAUACAGAGAAUAGUUUAUGUAAAAAGGUUGCAAUUGAUUUAAUUCAAAAUAUACCACUGUAUUUAUUAUUUUCACAUUUAAAAAUUCAACAAUUGGAAGGAGAGAAAAUACUCUUUUCAGCAGAGAAUAUAUUUUGUGUAGAUAAAUGUAAUUUCCCACCGAAUAAAGCAAUGUUGGGUGAAAUAUGGGUAACUAAUUUUAGAAUCAUCUUUAUAAAUUCAAAUUCAAACUCUUCAACUAUACCAAAUUCAACAUCAUCAACUUCAAUCUCAUCAUUUGCUUCAACUCAAAAUCUUUCAAUACUAUCCAUUAUGACUCUAUUUGGAAGUUAUAAUGGUAAUGGUGGUAGUGGUCCCACUAAUGCAACUUUAAGUGGUGGUGGUUCAACUUCUUCCUCUUCAAAUUUAAACACUCCAAUAACAACUUCACCAAUUCAUACAUCGACUAAUAGUAAUGGUGCAAUUUUAAACCCAAUAAAUAAUUCAUUAAUAAACUCAAAUAAUAAUAAUAAUAAUAAUAAUAUAAAUAAUAAUAUAAAUAAUAAUAUAAAUAAUAUAAACAAUAAUAUAAAUAAUAUAAAUAGUAAUAGUAAUAAUAAUAUUAAUAGUAUUAUUAAUAGUAAUAGUAAUAAUAAUAAUAAUAAUAAUAAUUUAAAUAAAUUAUCAACAUUAGAUAAUACAGAAAUACCACUUUCAAUGAUAUAUAGAUGGAAAAUGGUAAAAACAGGUUCACUUUAUGAUAGUUUUAAAAUAUAUUGUAAAGAUUUUCGUUGUAAAAUCAUUGGAUUUCAAAUUAAUUCACAUGUAUUGGUAAAGUUUAAAGAUUUGUUAACAAAAUGUUCAGUACCAACUUUGGAUACUAUUUUUGCAUAUAAUAGUAAAGAAUCUAGUUUUGGUAAUACUGAAUGUUUUCCUGAUCAUUCUUUAUUACAAGAAUAUAAUAGAAUUGGAGUCUCUUGGGAUCUUUGGAGAACUACCACUCAAUCAAAACUUUGUGAACAUUAUCCACCAACUUCAGUGGUUCCAAAAUCAGUUAGUGAUAAUAUAGUUGUAACAUCAGCCUAUUAUCGUAGUUAUGGUUUUCCAGUUUUAGCUUGGUCACAUCCAACUCAAAAAUCAAGUAUAACAAGAGCAACUUCACCAGAAGAUCAAAAUAAUGGUAGUAGUAAUUAUUUAUUAACUCCAAAUUCACCAAAUUCAAGUAGUAGCAAUUUAGCCAAUAAUAAUAAUAGUAAUAAUAAUAAUAUAAAUAAUAAUAAUAAUAAUAAUAAUAAUAAUAAUAAUAAUAAUAAUAAUAAUAGUAAUAAUAAUAAUAAUAAUAAUAAUAAUAAUAAUAAUAAUAAUAAUAAUAAUAAUAAUAAUAAUGGUGGUGGUAGUGGUAGUAGAUCAACAACAAUUGAUAAUGGUCAAACAUCAAUAUUAAAUAAAAAUAUUUCAAAUACACCAUUAAUACAAUCACCAACACCAAAUUUACCACCAUCACAACAUUCAUUAAAUUUAUUAAUGUCACCACAAACAUCAUCACCAAGAAUUCAUCAAUCAAUUAGUUCAUCAAGUAUACCGCAGGUUUGUCAAGAGGAUAUUGAUUUCCUAAGGGGAAUAUUGGAUAUAAAGAGUAGUAGUAUGUUGAAUGUAUUUGAUACAGGUUCAGGUGGUUCUUAUUCCUCGACAAUGAUUGGAUGUCAAAUUGAAUUUUUAAAUUUACCACCACCAAAUAAAGUUAGAGAAAGAUUUAAUAGAUUGUUACAUUUACAUUUGGGUAAUCCAGAUUCAGAGUGGUCAGAAACUAUUAGAUUCUUUUGGUUAGAUCCUUUGAAACCAAUUCUAUCGGCUGCAAUUAAUAUUGCGAUGCAUGUGGAUCAAGGUAGAUCAGUAUUGAUUCAAAAUUCAAGUUCAGGACCAGAUAUAGAAUUACAGCUAUCAAGUUUAGCACAAAUAUUAUUGGAUCCUUAUUAUCGUACAAUGGAUGGAUUUAAAGUUUUAAUUGAAAAGGAAUGGUUGUCAUAUGGUUACCCAUUCUCUAAACGUUGUCAUCAUAAGACUAGUGACGAUGGUUUCUCACCAAUCUUUAUGCAAUUCAUUUUCUUGGUUUGGCAAAUUUGGAAAGAGUUUCCAACCCAUUUCCAAUUUAAUGAAUAUUAUUUACUCACACUAUUGGAUAAUGUUUACAAUAGUAGAUUCGGUACAUUCCUAUGUAAUAACUAUAAGGAGAGAAUGGAGAAUAAUGUUUACUCUUCAACCAAAUCAUUUUGGUCAUUUCAACAACAAAAUCAAUCACGUUUUACAAAUUUAUUUUAUCGUCCAUCACCAUCAUCAUCAUCUUCUUCAUCUUCUUCAUCUUCAUCAUUAUCCAAUGGUUAUAAUUCAUCGGUUCAACAUUUGAAAUGUUUACGUGUUUUCCAAGAUACAAUGUGGAAUGAAUAUUUCUUUAGAUAUUGUUUUAAAUCUUCAUUAGCAAUCGAGCAAUUUGAGGAUAGAAUUAAAUUAUCAUUACUUGACAUUGAAAUGACUGUUAAUAGUGCUAUCACGUCAACUGCAAAUGCCCUAUUACCAUUCUUGGAGACAUUGGAUCUUUCAAAUCUAAGAUUAUAUUACUUACCAUCGGAAUCAACUCUUUAUCAUUUGGUUGGUUUGAGGGAGUUAAAUUUAUCAAAGAAUAAUUUAAAUUCAAUUUCAUGUAGUCUUUCAAGUCUAGUUAAAUUGGAGAAAUUAUCAUUUGAAGAGAAUUCAAUUACAAAUUUACCAAUUGAAACCGUUGUACUAUUGGCAGAGAAAUUAACAUCAUUGACAGAGUUGAAUUUAUCGUCAAAUCAAUUGAUUGAUUUACCAAUUGAAUUUUCAAUGUUUUCAAAAUCAUUAAAGAAAUUACAUCUAAAGAAUAAUAGAUUCUCUGCUAUACCAGAGGUUUUAGGAAUGUUGGAGAAUCUAAUAGAAUUGGAUCUCUCUGAAUUGGAUCUAUCAAGUUCGACCAAUAGUGGAGUUGGUAUACCAACUAAACUUUCAAAACUUUGUAUUCUAAAUUUAAAUCAAACUAGAAUCGUAGAGUUGCCAAAAGAAUUUGGUGAUUUGAAAUCAUUGGAAAAGUUAUAUUUAGACUUCAAUUCAUUGGUAACAUUACCACAUUCAUUUAGACAAUUAACAAAUCUUGAAGAGUUAUCUCUCAGUUUUAAUUCAAUGACAGAGUUACCAAGAGAAGUUUGUUUCUUAAUUAAUCUAAAGAAAUUGAUGAUUGAAGGUAAUCAAAUCCAAUUCUUACCAAAUGAAAUUAGCCAAUUAUCGAAGUUGAUGAUUUUAAAUGUUUGUAAGAAUAAAUUGGAUUCAUUACCCGCCUCAAUUGGUCAACUCUCUCAAUUGGUUUCAUUAAAUUUAAAUAACAAUAGUCAAUUGGUUUCAUUACGUCCAACUAUGGGUUUAUUAAGUAAUUUGGUUGAAUUGAAAUUGGAUGGCACUCGUUUAAAAACUCCACCACCUGAAAUCGUUUCAUUGGGAUUAAAAUCAAUUUUACUCUAUUUGAAAGAUUUAAUUAAAGGUCAAGAGCAAUGUUACAAGAUGAAGUUGAUGAUCGUUGGUCAAGAGAAUGUUGGUAAAACAACACUUUUGAAAACUUUAAAAGAGAAAAAGAAAAAAGCCACACCAAGUGGUCCAAAUAUUUCAACCGAUGGUAUUGCAAUCGAUCAAUGGGUUUUCUCUUGUCUCUUUGAGGAACUCGAUGAAACUAGUCAAAAUGGUAGACUGAUUAAAAAGAAACAAGAUAUCACUUUGUCAAUUUGGGAUUUUGCAGGUCAAGAGAUUUAUUAUACAACUCAUCAAUUCUUUUUAUCAGAGAGAUCAGUUUAUAUUGUAGCAUGGAAUUGUGCAUUGGCUGAAGAGGAAAGUAGAGUUGAGUUUUGGUUACAAUCGAUUACAACUCGUGCAAAAGAUGCACCCAUUAUCAUUGUUGGUACUCAUUUGGAUGAUGUAAAUAGAACCACUGCAAAGAUGCAAAAAAAGAGAAUGAAAGAGAAAUAUUUAAUACGUUAUCAAAAUAUUAAGGCAAUUAAAUUGGUUAGUUGUACCAGUGGUAAGGGUAUAACAAGUUUACGUGAGAAGCUAGAGGCAUUGGUUCAAUCGCAAUCCAAUAUGGGUGAAAGUUUACCAAGAUCCUAUAUGUUGUUAGAGAAUCUUGUCAAAGAGGAAACAAAGAAACGUAUCAUUCCAACCAUUCCUUGGACAGAGUUUAUUCAAAUGGGUACUAUUUGCACCAUCACUGACGAAGCUGAACUAUUACGUGCCACAAUGUUUUUACAUCAAUUGGGUUCAUUGGUUUAUUUCCCAAAGGAGCCUGGUUUAAAACAAUUUGUAAUCUUGGAUCCACAAUGGAUCACAACCAUGCUAUCAAGUAUUAUCACCACAAAGCAUAGCUAUGCAAAGGAUGGUAUAUUGAAUCAUAAGAGUUUAAAACAAAUUUGGAGACCACCACAAUAUCCAACUCAUUUACAUCCACAUUUAAUUUCAUUGUUAGAGAAAUUUGAAAUCUCCUAUAAUCUAUCACCCGAUUCAACUUCAUUUGAAACUGGUACAAGCUUAAUCCCAUCAUUGUUACUAAAUGAUAGACCAGCCAUAUUCCCAUCGCUAUGGGGAUCGUUCAAUCAAUUGGUACGACAAUUUGGUAGAAUCUACCAAUUCGAAUUUGUACCCAAUGGUUUCUUUUCACGUUUAAUGGUUAGAAUUUUAAAUUUUGCACGUGUUGAGGCCAAAUGUUAUUGGAAGAAUGGUAUGAUCUUACAACAUGAUGAGGAAACAAUCUUUUUGGAAAUGAAUAAUGCAAAGAAAUCCUUAUCUUUCACUGUUAGAGGUGGUGCAAAUUCAACUACACUAUCACGUGAUGUCAUUGAAACCAUUCAAUCAUUACUUGAUGAUAGUUUCCAAUUACCAACCUAUGUAUUCGUACCAUGUUUCCAUUGUAUCUUUUUAUCAUUACCUCAAUGUUAUUAUUUCCCAUUGGAUGUUUGUGAGAAUGCCGCUGUAAAAGGCACUGGUUAUCUCAAGUGUUUAACCUAUGAUGCAAAUGUUAGAACCGAUCUAUUGGUACCAGAUUUAGUGAUGUCCAAUUUUACAGGUGCUAAAAUUCCAUUUGACCAAUUGAUGAUUGAAGAAUUGAUUGGUGAAGGUGGUGCUGCAUUGGUUUAUCGUGCACGUUGGCAAGGUCAAACGGUUGCUGUCAAAAAAUUGAAAACCAUUGAAAAUUUAGAUAGUCCAAUUGAGAUCAAUGAUAUUUCACUCUCGAAAGCAUUCAAUGAAUUCCGUAGAGAAUGUUGGGUUAUGUCAGAGUUGGAACAUCCAAACAUUGUACAAUUGAAAGGUCUUUGUUUAGAUCCACUUUGUAUUGUAACCGAAUAUUUACCACAUGGUAAUCUCUAUAGUUUCCUACAUAAACCAGAGAUGGAAUUCAGUUGGUUAUUUAGAUUAAAAGUUGCUUUAGAUAUCUCAAGUGGUAUGGCUUUCCUUCAUAGUAGUACACCUCCAAUCAUUCAUAGAGAUUUGAAAUCUCCAAACAUUCUAUUGGCAUCAAUUAAUGAAAACGCUCAAACCAUUGCAAAGGUUGUAGAUUUCGGUCUAUCGGGUUUACAACAUACCAUCACAAAUAGAGGCGUUGAAAAUCCAUUAUGGUUAGCACCAGAGAUUUUAAAUAAAACUAAAGAAGCUUCAACUCAAACUGAUGUCUAUGCAUUUGGUGUCAUUCUUUGGGAAUUGGUUACAAGAAAAGAUUAUUUCGGUGAGAUUGGUUUCAUGACAUUGAUAGAAGAAAAAGUAAUCAAUGGUGAACGUCCAAAGAUUCCAGAGGAUUGUCCAGAAAUGUAUUCGAAAUUAAUUGUUGAAUGUUGGCAAACUGAUGCUUCACAAAGACCAAAAUUCUCAGAGAUUGAAGAUCGUUUAAUUAAAAUUGCAGAAGCAAUGUUUCCUGAUAUUCAUUUAUCAAAUAUUUAUCAACAGCAACAGCAACAGCAGCAACAACAACAACAAUCCUCUCCAAGUAAAUCAUCAUCAACUUCACCAAUUAUAAAAUCAUUAAAUCUAUCAACAGUAAGUGAAUUAGGUGAAUCUUCAAAUCAAACUCCAAAACAAAAUAUAACAACAACUACAACUACAACUCACAGUGAUCAUAAGAGACAACUUUCAACUGAUAGUGGUAGUAGCUAUCGUAAUAAAAGUCAUGAUACAAUUAGUCAUUCAACAAGUGUUGCAUCAGAUUUAUUAGAUAUUGAUAAUACAUUAACAGUUGCAACAACACCAAGAAAUAGAUCAAAAACAAAUGAUGAUAAUAUUAUUAAUACAAGUAAUGGUAGAAUUAUAACAAAUUCAAUUAAUAAUAGUAAUAGUAAUAACGAACAACCAUUAUCACCAAAUUCAUUACUUCAACAUUCACAAUCACAACAACAAUUAGAAAAUGUUGGAUUAAGUGCAUUAUUAGAUGCAUUACCAAAUUCACCAAUUGUUUCAUCAACUGCAGCUCCUUCUACAACAUCUACCAAUAAAAAAGUGAUGUAUACAUCGAUUGUUGGUGAUUCAGCUAGAACUAGAAGAGGUUCAGUUUCAAUACAACCAUUCCAAAAUGAAUUCAAUAGAGAGUUAUUACCAAAUCAAGGUACAAUUCAAUGUUUGAUAAAGGUUGGUGGUAAUGGUUGUCAAGUUUGGGCAGGUACAGGUAAUGGUUUCAUUUCAACUUGGAAAAUUGAAGGUCAAGAGAAAUACAUUCAAAGAUUAUUCGAAGCAAAUAAAGAUAAAAAGAGAAUUCAUUGUCUCUAUCCCUAUAUGAAUACUGUUUGGUGUGGUAGUGCAGAUGAUUCCAUUACCAUUUGGGAUAUUGAUACCUACCAAAAAAUCAAAUCUUACUCUGUUGAAGGUCCUUCCUGUAUAACUAGAGUCGGUAAUACUAUGUGGGUUGGUACCAUUGUAAAUACAAUUCACAUCUAUGAUUUGAAAAAGAAAACCAAAUAUAAAGGAAAGAUUUCAUUGGAUUCACCAAUUGAAUGUCUAUUGAGAAGAGAUCAAGAAGUUUGGGUUGCAACACUUGGAAACAUUGCAAGAAUUGAUGUUAACUCCCUAAGAGUGGUUCAAAUGACAAAGGCACACGAAAGAGCCAUCCAUGCAAUGAUUCAAGUGGAUGAUCAUGUUUGGACCGCUUCCUCUGAUGGUACUAUUAAAGUUUGGUCCUCAACUUGUCAAUCAGUUCAUACCAUUGAAAAUGCACACUCUAGUAGAAUCUUUACAUUGGAAUUGGUUGGUGAUUUCGUUUGGUCUGGAAGUUGGGAUACAACGAUCAAAAUUUGGUCAACAAAAGAUUAUCAUUUGGUUAGUGAAAAUUCUGGUAAACAUAAAGAUGCAAUUAGUAGUUUUGUUUACAUAUCAAAUGAUCAACCAUUACAAACCAAUGAACGUCCAAUUCAAAAACAAGUUUGGUCUGGUAGUUGGGAUUCAAGUAUUUGUGUUUGGGCUUUACCAAAUGAUACAAACUCUAGAUCAAAUACAAUCUUUAGUUCUGAUUCUCAAUUUAAUUUAAAUGGUGGUAGUAGUAAUUCAAUAACAAAUAGUAAUAGUAAUAGUAAUAAUAAUUUAAAUGGUAAUUUAAAUAAUAGUAAUAAUAGUAUUAAUAAUAAUUAUAAUAAUAAUAAUAAUAAUAAUAAUAAUAAUAAUAAUAAUAAUAAUAAUAAUAAUAAUAAUAAUAAUAAUAACAAUAAUAAUAAUAAUAAUAAUUAUUAUUAUAGUAAUAAUGUAAAUAGUCCAAAUCAAGCUUCUCAAAGUGCUGGUCAUCUUGGUACAAUUCAUGAACAAACUUCACCAAAUUCUGCAACACCAUUAUCAUCUACACCUCCUGGUAGUAAAGGUUUAAUGCAAAGAAGAACCGUUUCUUUUAUGAAUGUUUUAGAAAGAUUUUCAAAUGAUAAAAAUAGAAAAUAA